This is a messenger RNA of Melopsittacus undulatus (budgerigar), 1886 nucleotides long. RefSeq names its product E3 ubiquitin-protein ligase TRIM39-like. Gene Ontology annotation, biological process: protein ubiquitination. NCBI's taxonomy places the organism in Eukaryota, Metazoa, Chordata, Aves, Psittaciformes, Psittaculidae. Gene Ontology annotation, cellular component: cytoplasm. Gene Ontology annotation, molecular function: protein binding; ubiquitin protein ligase activity; zinc ion binding. The coding region runs from base 61 to 1533 and encodes 490 amino acids. The record is from RefSeq and is a predicted model, not a curated record. The transcript has 6 exons.
GCUGCCGGUGCUGCCUCACCCACCGACCGUGGCAAGGAGGAAGCGCCUGGCAAGGCCACGAUGGCCCUGGCCGGUGCCCUGGAGCGGCUGCAGGAGGAGGCCAUCUGCCCCAUCUGCCUGGAGUACAUGAGCGAGCCCGUCAGCAUUGACUGCGGGCACAACUUCUGCCGGGGCUGCAUCGCCAAGCACUGCCAGGAGAAGGGGCUCUGGGCUGACGGGCCCUUCUCCUGCCCUCAGUGCCGGGCCUCCUGCCACCGCAGCGGCUUCCGACCCAACAGGCAGCUGGCCAACAUCGUGGAGAGCAUCCGGCAGCUGGGGCUGCGGGGAGGGCAGGGGACGGAGCGGGCAGCGGGGACCCCGCUCUGCCCCCAGCACGACGAGCGCCUCAAGUUGUUCUGCGAGGAGGAUGAGGAGCCCAUCUGCGUGGUGUGCCGGGAGUCCCUGCACCACCGCCCGCACACCGUCUACCCCAUUGAGGAGGCUGCGCAGGUCUACAAGGUCAAACUCCAGCAAUCCUUGGAGCAUCUUUCAAAGGAAGUGGAGGACGUUAGGAAGCGUGAAUUGGCAGAAAGGAUGAAGACUCAGGAGUGCAAGGAGACAGUGAAGAAGAAGCGAGAGAGGAUUGUGAGUGAGUUCGGGAAGCUGCAUCGGCUGCUGGUGGAUGAGGAGAAGCUGCUGCUCCAGAAGCUGGAGGAGGAGGAGAAGAGGAUUCUGCUGUUGAUCAAUAAAAACCUGGCCAUGCUGGUGGAGCAGAAGUACUUGCUGGAGGACCUGAUCCUGGAUAUAAAGGAGAAGAUCCAUCAGCCAGAUGAUGGGCUGCUCAAGGACAUUAAGAACAUCCUGUGCAGGUGUGAGGGGGUACCAUUCCCAUCCCCCAAGGCUGUGUCUGUGACCCUGAAGGAGGACUACAGCAUCCCAGAGCACUGCCUGGGCAUGAGGGACAUGCUGAAGAAGUUCAAAGUGGAUGUGAUUCUGGACCCCGAGACAGCGCACCCUGACCUCACCCUGUCUGAGGACUGCAAGAGUGUGAGGCAAGGGAGCAAGAAGCUUCUCCUGUCCCUCUUUGACAACCCCAAGAGGUUCAGCACGGCUCCAGUGGUGCUGGGGUGUCAGGUCUUCCUCUCAGGCCGCAGCUACUGGGAGGUACAGGUGGGAGACAAGCCAGAGUGGGGCUUGGGGCUGUGCAGGGAGUCUGCCAGCCGGAAGGGCAACAUCCUUUUCUCCCCUAACAAUGGCUACUGGGUGCUGCGGCUGCGAAAUGGGGGCAACUACGAGGCCCUCACCUCGCCUGUCUCCCCUCUGACGCUGGCUGUGAGACCCCGGCGCAUCGGGAUCUUCCUGGACUACGAGGCAGGAGAACUCUCCUUUUACAACGUGAACGACCGCUCCCACAUUUACACCUUCACUGACAGGUUUUCGGGACACCUCCGGCCUCUCUUCUUCCUGGGUGCCUUUUUGGGGGGCAUGAAUGCAGAGCCCUUGGUGAUCUCUUGGGUCAGGGACACACAGGGGACCGGGUGCAUCCUCCUGUGACAGCAGCUGCUCUGGUUUCUCACUUUGGGGCAGGGAGCUGGGAGCUCAACCAGCUCCUGUGAGAGGGGCAGCACCAGGGGAAUACCUUUGUGCCUUGGUGUGUGUCCGGCAGAGCCCUGUGUGCUCCUGGCUGCUGGGGGUGACCUGACAAGUGUGACACCUGCCAUGUGCCUUGCCUGUGCUGGGGCCAUGCCACAGUCCUUGGUGAUGCCGAUGGGGACAGGGGAACCCCCUGACACCCUGCUGCUCGUGCCAUGGGCUGCUGGGAAAGGUAUGCAAGCAGCCUAAUGUGUAGUGCUGAUCUUUAGUGUGAAUUAUUCUGGAGCAAGGCAAUAAAGGGUUGAUGUGGAGAG